Poecilia latipinna (sailfin molly) is the source of this 4550-nucleotide messenger RNA. RefSeq names its product ankyrin repeat domain 24 (gene ankrd24). Gene Ontology annotation, molecular function: actin binding. The coding region runs from base 572 to 3982 and encodes 1136 amino acids. The transcript has 22 exons. NCBI's taxonomy places the organism in Eukaryota, Metazoa, Chordata, Actinopteri, Cyprinodontiformes, Poeciliidae. The record is from RefSeq and is a predicted model, not a curated record.
UUGCUGAGUCCUCACAUCACACAGGCCCCGCUCUGUAGCUGCAGAGAAACAGAUCUCACUAUGCUGCAGGAGGGGAGCAGGGAUUGGGAGGGGGAGCACUGUGCAGGACUUAACAAAAACUAAUGGUAGCAAAGAAGGGAACUGCUACACAGAAGAAGGCAGCAGGGGAAAUGAUCAGUUUGGAGAAAUUAGGACAGGAGGGAGGGAUACUGUCGUGGACAGACCGGCUGGGCCAGUGCAUGCAGCUGAAGCAAGACGAAAGGAGACUUGUUUCCGAAUCCGGACAGAAGAUGCCGUUUUGGGAUGUGUUGUGAAGACAGGGAGGGGUUGUGUCGAUGUGUGUAUGUGACAGUUUAUAGAUCACCAGAGGUAGGAUUUAAAAAUAGUAUAGAUUCUCUGCUAUGCAGAUCUAUGCUGUGAUGUUGCUCUGACCUCUGGAAGGUUUUUUUUUUCUUUCCAGAAACUCAUUGAUUUUCCUGAGAGACUGAAAUGUGACGUAGGCAUGUGGCAUACAGUGGUAAAAUAGUACUCUCUGGCAGUGUUUAGUUUUGGUUGACUCUCUGCUAGCAAUAUGGAUCCCCAGCAGCCUGUGUUUAGCCUAAUGAAGCGGUUCUGUCCUUGUCUCAGCCUGCUGCCGCUGCCAAGUCAAGACUGGAGCAAGAGUGAUGAGAGGCUGCUGCAGGCUGUGGAGCAGAAUGAACCUGACAAAGUCACUGCCCUCAUUGUCAAAAAAGGUCUCUGUCCAACCAAGCUGGACGCUGAGGGCAAGUCGGCAUUCCACCUCUGUGCAUCUCGAGGCAGACUAGAUUGCCUGGAGGUGAUCAUAUCUCAUGGAGCUGACGUCGGUGUCACAGACGGAGCUGGUUUCAGCGCACUUCAUCUUGCAGCCAAAAAUAGUCAGCACGAGUGUUUAAAGCGACUGCUGCAGGAGAGACUGGCGGUAGAUUGCACAGACAGCAUUGGCAGGACACCACUCCAUCAUGCAGCGAUCAGUGGCUGUUUGUCCAGCACUGAGACACUGUGGGACUUUAAAGCCAACCUUGAUGUCCAGGACGAUGACGGAGCCACGCCGCUGCUCCUUGCGGCCCAGAUGAGCAGAGUGGAGCUGUGUGUCUUUCUUUUGGGUCGAGGUGCCAAUGCAAACACGCAGGACAACCAGGGGAGGUCGGCAUUGAUGCUCGCCUGUGAGAGUGAAAGUGUCGAGACUGUAGCGGCUCUACUGAGAGGGGGCGCAAGGACACAACUGGUUGACCAACUUGGCCACAAAGCUGCUGACUAUGCCAUAACUACAGGCAACCAAUGCAUUGUUCGCAUGUUGCAGGAUGGAGUACCCCCAGCUUCUGAGAGCGCAGGCGAGGAGCCCAUUCAAAUCCCCUCAGCCGCUUCAUCAGUGCAAGGGGGGACAACCCCCCGAAAACGGAAAGCUCCUCCACCGCCUCGCUCUCCUCUCCAGAUCCAGGACCUCUCAGGAGGAUCUGAAAAGCCUUCAAGUCCAGCUCUCCCUGCCAAAUCCCCUGAGCCCCAGAAAUCCCAAUCUCCAUCUCCCCAGCCCCCUGGAACUCAGCAGUCAUCUCAGGCAGAGGAUGAGGAAGUGUUUGAGGAGAUCCGACGGCUGCGUCUGGAGAGAGGGCGCCUGCUCCAGAAGAUUAAGGCCUUGGAGCAGCAGCAGCAGAGCGCCCUAUCUGCCCUGGAGGAGCUGUCUCAACUAAAGCAGCAUCUGAAGGAGGCAGAGGCUGAGAGGGACAAGCUGCUGGAGGAGCUGAAGGGGGCUCAUGGGAUUGGGGCCAGUGACUCAGAGGACAUGGAUGAAAUGCUGGACUUCCCUGAGAAGCUGCUCUCCAAGCGCUCUAGAGCGUCCCCUGCCCAGGACGAAGCCUCUUCACAAACGGAUGCAGUCUCACCCGGCCCGUCUCCUGCUCCCGCAGACCCGGGAUCAGUCGCUGAGUUGCAGAAACAAAUAGAGGAACUAAUUUCACAGAACGCCGAACUUGUCCUUAAAGUGCAGAUGCUGGAGAUGUUCGAGAAGGACGACACGGACAUGCAGACGACCAGCUCAGACUCGGUGCCCGUGACUCAGUAUGAGACUUUGAGGAAGGAGUUUGAAGCUCUUCAGGAGCGCUUCUCUCAGGCCCAGGCUUCACUGGAAGCCUACAGCGUUUCUGACGAGCAAAGCAAAGGCAGCUCUCAGAAUGGAGGUGGAGAUCCAGAGAGCACAGGAGCUCUGGAAGAAAAGCUGCGUGGUCUAGAAGAGCAGCUGGCCUCCUCCCAGUCCGAGCUGGAGGAGCUAAAAGAGCAGAUGCGUCUUGGGGUGCUUUCUGUGGAGUGCGCUGAAGGAAACGUUAGCGCAGCAGCUGCCGGGGCUGCGGAGGGAGAAGAAGGUGCGAGCCAGGAGGCGCAGCAGCUGAGAGCCAGGGUGACGGAAUUGGAGGAGCAGCUCGCAGAGCGACAGGGCGAGGCGGAGGGUCAGAGCAGCCGGGACAAUGACACAAUCAAACAGCUGACAGAGAAAGUGAAGGAACUCCAGGCUGCUCAGAGAGAGUCUGUGCUCAGGGAAGAAGGAGAAAACAAAAGAGGUGAGGUGGAGAGCGUGAAGUCCCUUCGUGACAGAGUUGUCGAACUGGAGGCAGCCCUGGCGGAGAGCCGGACUUCGGGGAAAGAGGAAGCAGCGGCGGGAGAUGGGGACCGGGUCCGGCGCCUUCAGGAGCGCUUGGCUGAAUUGGAGGGAGAGCUGAGGAAGUGCGUGCCCCGUUCAGAGCUAGACGAGGUCCAGGUGACCCUCGGACUCCAGUGCGAGCAACUUGCCAGGGAGAGGGCAGACGUGGCUCGACGUCUCAAUGAUGCCCUCCUGGAGCUGGAGAGACUCAGAACUCCUCGACCUGGAGAUGAAGAGGAAGAGGAAGAGGAGGAGGAGGAGGGCCAUUCAGAGAGCUCAGAGCCCCCCAUCAUAUCAGAUCGAUCCAGGCAAACUUUGGCAGCAAUGAAGGAGGAACUGGAGGUGGCAAGGCAGGAAGCAGCCCAGGCUCUGGACUGCCUGUGUGCCGAGCGGGAGGGCCGUGCGCAGGACGCCCUGCAGCUGAAAGACGCGGUGCCACUUUCAAAGCAUAAAGAGGCACUGUCUGCCGUGUCGGAGCAGCUUGCUCAAACUCUGCAGGAGCUCCAAGAGGAGAAAACAUUAAGAGCUCAAGCUGAGGAGCAUGCAGCUAAACUCCAGGCAGAACUGCAGAGCAAACAAGACGCCAUUUCCAAAGAGGAACAUGAGAAGGUCAAGGAAGAGCUACAGCACGCCCUGCAGGCCAGUGAGAGCAGUGCAGCAGCGGCGCAGGAGGCUCUCAGUGAGAAAGAGACAGAGCUGAGAGAGCUGAAGUCCCAGAAGGCUGCACAACAGGGCCUGAUCUCCAAGGAAGACCACGAGGCGCUGCGCCUCUCUCUGCAGGCGGAGAUCAACGCCACCACAGCACGGUUCAACGACCUCACCAGGAAACACGAGAAGACAUGCACGGAGGUAUUCCAGGUGCAGAGGGAGGCGCUAUUUCACAAAAGUGAAAGGCAGGCGGCAGAAUCCCAGCUGGUGACGGUGCAGAAGCAGCUCUCCGAGCUACAGUCCCAGUCCAGCCACAUCCAGGAGCUCCACAAAGACAUCCAAGAGUCCCAGGGUCUAGUCAAAGAGAAGGACCGUAAGAUAACAGAUCUUUCUAAAGAAGUCUUCCGACUCAAAGAGGCUCUGGGAGCUCUCUCCCCUCCUUUCGCAAGCCCAUCCCCUCCCUCGUCCUCUUCCACGCAACAUGGCAAUCCAGGCCAGCAGGUGGCGCUGCAGAACAGGAUUGGCAUACUGACCCAACAGCUGCAGGACUGGGAGAGAAAGCAUAAACAGGUGGUGGCUGUGUACCGCUCACAUUUACUAGCAGCUGUACAGGGUCGCAUGGAUGAAGAGGUACAAUGCCUGCUGCUUCAGAUCCUGAGGAUGUCACAGCAGGGACACUGAAGUCUCUGCAACUGGCACCACACAUGUAAAGCUCCAUCACUCUAACCUAUAGGACCAAGAUAAGACCUCAGUUAGAAUGCCAAACACAGCCAAUCCGCGGUCCGACAUCGCUGCAUGUGUGUAUUACGAACCUCAAACAACAACCCUAAUUCUUCCCCGAUUAGUAAUAUCCAAGAGAAUUGAAUAGGGAGUGCCUCUGUUUUUUUUAUUUGUAAGUAGCUAAUGAUGGGAGAUAUGUAGAUACAGAGUGGGUAUUUUGAUUUCACUGACCGUGUGACAAGUCUACUGAUUUUACAUAAAGUUGUUAUAAUAAAAAGGAAAACAAUUGCUCUCCCUUGUGAUUAUUUUUCACAUUUUAGUCAAAAGCUUUAGAGGUCGAGCUCCACCUUUCAGCUACCUGGCCAUGGUGUUUGAAUGGCCGUGUCAAAGUUCAUACAUUAAUCUAUUUGAAGAGUAGUGGUAUAACUUGCAAAAUGCUGUCUGUAGAUUUGGCAAAAAUAUUUGCCUCUGCGUUUGUUAAGAUGGUAUGAAAUGACAACCAUUUAUUUUUAAUUGAUCUAAAACUAGG